Molecule: messenger RNA, 859 nt
Organism: Erigeron canadensis
Lineage: Eukaryota; Viridiplantae; Streptophyta; Magnoliopsida; Asterales; Asteraceae
Product: ankyrin repeat-containing protein NPR4-like
Exons: 2
Coding region: 27-827 (266 amino acids)
Source: RefSeq, a predicted model, not a curated record
AUCUUAUCUACGACAUUGGGGAGCGUAUGAAUCUUUAUAGAACAAUUGCUGAUUCAUCUAAGAACAAUAUCUUGCACUUGGCUGGAUUGUUAGCACCUGCACAUGCACUGAAUCGUAGAACAGGUGCGGCAUUACAAUUACAACGUGAACUCCAAUGGCGCGAGGAAGUGCAGAAACUAGUGUUUCCUACAUAUAUUACCAAAGAAAACAUUUUUAAGGAGACGCCGGAUAUGGUUUUCACAAGAGAGCACGAGAACUUGGUGAAGGAAGGAGAAAAGUGGAUGAAAACCACAGCAGAGUCAUGCAGCAUCACUGCGGCACUAAUUACCACAAUAGUAUUUGCUGCAGCAAUUACUGUACCGGGUGGAAGCAAUCAAGAAACAGGCAUCCCCUUGUUAAAUAAAGAAAUGGCUUUCACUAUAUUUGCAGUAUCCAAUGCCAUCUCGUUAUUUGCAUCGAUUACUGCACUACUGGUAUUCUUAUCUAUCCUAACUGCACGAUUCGCCGAGAAAGAUUUUCUAGUCAGUUUGCCAAGGCGUGUGCUUAUCGGACUAUUCUUCUUAUUGUUGUCCACAACGACCAUGAUCAUAGCCUUCGGUGCAACUUUGUUCCUAGUCUUUUGUGAUAGAAAGCCAUGGAUGAUUGCUCCUAUAUGUGGAUUAGCUGUCAUCCCCAUUGCCUCUUUUGUUACUUUACAGUUCCCCCUUAUGGUUGAUCUUUUUUGUUCCACACAUUUAAGCAUCUUUGGAAAAGAACGGAAAAGUGUUCGAAAAAGUGUUCUUAGAAGAUUUAAUCCAGAUGACAUACGGUUAGUUUUUCGUAACUGAAGUGCACAUUUCCUAAUCAUGUAUUCCAUUGU